CGGCGCCUGCUGUUCAACGUCACUCGAGUGUAAUGUGUAUCUAUAGGUUCCUUCUGUUUUGAAACCCAAGCAAGCUUCGUGAUUUAUUUCUUGUGCACAUUUAAGAAGUUUCAUAGUUAUUUGUAGUGCUAAUCACGAAAAUUUAAGAAGAUGGAAAAGAGAGUCGCUUUGGAACUACGAGGAAGGAGCCCUUCGCAGAUAAAAGAACUAAACUUGGACAACUGCAGGAGCACGAACAUCGUUGGACUCACAGAUGAAUACAUAAAUCUGGAAGUGCUCAGUCUAAAUAACGCAGGCCUUACAACCCUCAAAGGCUUUCCUACAUUGCCCAAGCUCAGAAAACUAGAGCUUUCAGACAACAGAAUAUCCAAUGGGCUUAAUUUUCUCAACGGUUGCAAGAAAUUAACACACCUCAACCUUUCCGGAAACAAGAUAAAGGAUUUGGAGACAUUGCAACCUCUAGAGGAGUUUGAGAAUCUAAAGAAUCUAGAUCUCUUCAAUAAUGAUGUUACCAAUAUUGAAGACUACAGAAGUAAGGUGUUUGCGCUGCAUCCAUCACUGAAAUAUUUAGAUGGAUUUGACAAAGAUGAUGUAGAAGCAGAGGACAGUGAUGUGGAGGAGGAAGAUGAGAUGAACGGAAACAAUGAUAGUGAAGAAGAAGGUUCAGAUGUAGAUGAGGAAGAUGACGAUCUUUCUCUUAGUGCAGUCUAUAACGCUAAUUUAGAGGAGGAGAGUUCAGCGAGUUCAGUGUACGAGGGCUCCGAUGUGGAGGAGGAGGAGGACGAUUAUGAUGAUGAAGGUGAUGAAGACGGUGAGAAUGACGCUGACAAAGAGCCCAACUCCAAAGCACAAGGUGGCGAAGAGAACGACCAUCCCGAAGAGAGUACUCGGGGUAAAAAGCGAAAACACGAAGACGAGGACGAGAAUUGAUUGUUUGUUGCCUUAAGCGGAGUCAUCUUACUAGUUCGUAAGUGUACAGAGCUCCGAUGCAUCGGACAAUAAACCAUUCCUCGGCCGAUUGCGGGCGGCCUCCGAGCGUGACUUUGUUCUGUUAUUAUAUGUGUUAAAACCUACUUCUGAUUUUUUAUUUUACGCUGUAAAAAUCUAUUAGAAAUUUGAGCGUCUUUAACACCAAUAAAAUCUUAACUUUGUUGCACAAAAUACAAUGUUCAAAUUACAUUUAUCCAUAAUUGUGAGAAACCAAACGAAUGUGUCGGGUCACGCUUUUCGCCCGUUCUCCGGCAGAGGUCGAACACGGUACAUUGAAUAUCACCUGUAGUUGUCAUUCGUGAGAUUGUUCCAUCUAAUGAGGCUCUGUCUUGUUACCCGCGUGGACUUUUAACCGUUGAUGGAAUAUUUUAUCAUCAUAAAUCAUGUGAUGUCUGUUGUGUCACAUUUGGAGUUUGUUGUCCGACAAGUUGAUGUUUCGAUUGAAUUGUUUAUGUAAUAAUUUUUUAUUCUAUUGACAUGCUUAAUUUUAGUCUAAUCAUUGAAAUGAAAGUGCAUGAUUUUAGAAUUAAAUAGCUCUCAAAAUCUACAAUUUAAAUGUUAACAUAGAAUUAAGUAAAUAAACUUGGAUAAAUUAAAAUAUAUGAUGUGCCCUCAUUCCUUUAAUUACAAAAUUCCGAUGUGGGGAUUUCCGCCUGUAUAUUCAGUAGACAUUGUGAUCAUAAACAUAUUGUUUCUAUGAAAAAAUAUUCCCAUUUUCUAUAAAGUUGUAAAAUUCUAGUGAAUUUGUUGGUUUAUUUUUUGUUGAUUCUAAUGCGACAAAAAUGUCUCAUAAUACAAAAUACAUUUUGUCAAUUACCUAGUAUAUUGACAAACAAAAAUAAUGUAAGUUUCUUUUUUACAAAAUACGAUAAUGAUGUAUAAAAUGAGAUUUUAGGCAAACAACAUGAUACAGAACCCACAUUGAAAUGGGUUUUGUGUGCCAGUAAAUUUGUAAUCUCACUAAUGAUAACGAUGCUCAUCAGUUUACAUAGAAACACCAACGGGCGUAGAUAAUAAUUAAUAAAAUCAUAUUUAGACUAAAUUGUCGAACAUCUGAUGAGUUCAGAGAAUAUUUUUCUACACUAUUUUUUAAAUCUUAAAAGAGCAAUUUAUGCACGUAUGUAUAAUAUCAAUGAUAAUUUAUGAAAUGUUUGGUUGAUGCAUCAUGGUGAAAGUGCCAGAUAUGUUGAAGAGAAUUUUAGUUAAUAAUUUUAUUGUAUUAUGUAAGUCAUUAAGUUUAAGUAAUUUACAACUUGGCCUGUUGAUAUAUAUUAUAUAAUCCUAUUAAGACUUUAUUUCUGGGAUUGUAAAAUAAAAGAUAAAUACAA
Messenger RNA from Colias croceus (clouded yellow), 2318 nucleotides. RefSeq names its product acidic leucine-rich nuclear phosphoprotein 32 family member A (gene Mapmodulin). The transcript is spliced from 6 exons. The record is from RefSeq and is a predicted model, not a curated record. Gene Ontology annotation, molecular function: histone binding. Bases 151 to 930 code for a protein of 259 amino acids. Gene Ontology annotation, cellular component: nucleus. NCBI's taxonomy places the organism in Eukaryota, Metazoa, Arthropoda, Insecta, Lepidoptera, Pieridae.